Molecule: messenger RNA, 1519 nt
Organism: Brachypodium distachyon (stiff brome)
Lineage: Eukaryota; Viridiplantae; Streptophyta; Magnoliopsida; Poales; Poaceae
Product: two pore potassium channel b
Exons: 1
Coding region: 148-1365 (405 amino acids)
Biological process (GO): potassium ion transmembrane transport; stabilization of membrane potential
Cellular component (GO): plant-type vacuole membrane
Molecular function (GO): potassium ion leak channel activity; calcium ion binding
Source: RefSeq, a predicted model, not a curated record
GAGAACUUGAGAAGCUAAGCCCCUCCUUCGAGAGAUGACUUCCUUGGCGAUGAAAGCUAGCCACGAUCAGGAGUCCUCCUGUCUUUUCCUGGUGAUGAAGGAGGGGCAGGACGCAUGUGUAAGUAGGCUGCCACGUCCCUACAUGUCAUGACUCAUGACGGUGUACACCUGCACGGUACCACACGUGGUAAAAGAGGCUCUGUUUUGUUUCUUCUAGACCGCUGCCUCGCUGCUACAAGUGCGAUUGGUUCCAUUGGCCAAAAGGACAACGUAAAAAUGGCGGCGAAUGGCGUCACGACACCGCUGCUACACCAUUGCGAUGAUCAAGCUAGUACCGAGAAGCCACCUGGAAGUGCCACUGGCAGGAGGUUCCGGCUCCGGCACUGCCGGACGGCGCCAUCCCCCGACCCCGCGGCGCCGGGAGAGCCCCCACCACCGCGGCCCAGCAACGACAUCCGGAGCGCGCCGCCCAAGAGGCUGUUCGAGAGCGCGUCCCGGCCGAGCUUCCGCCUGGUGGGCGUCCUCCUCCUGUCCUACCUCCUCGCCGGCUCCACCGCCUUCUACCUCGCCAUGGACCAGAUGUCCGGCCACCGCAGCGCGAGCCGCGCGCUGGACGCGCUCUACUUCUGCGUGGUCACCAUGACCACCGUCGGCUACGGGGACCUCGUCCCGGUCACCGACGCCGCCAAGCUCCUCGCAGCCGCUUUCGCCUUCGCGGGCGUCGCCGUGGUCGGCACCUUCCUCAGCAAGGCCGCCGACUACCUGGUCGAGAAGCAGGAGUCCCUCCUCUUCCGCGCCGUCCACGCCCACGAGAACAAGCGCCACCCGCGGCUGCUCCGGGCCACGGAGGAGGCCAACAGGACGCGGUACAAGCUCUACGUCUCCGGCGCGCUCCUGGCGCUGCUCGUGGCGGCCGGGACGCUGUUCCUGUGGAAAGCCGAGGGGAUGCGGGCUCUGGACGCGUUCUACUGCGCGUGCGCCACGGUGACCACGCUGGGCUACGGCGACCGGAGCUUCGCGUCGGCUCCCGGGCGCGCGUUCGCGGCGGCGUGGGUGACGGCGAGCACGGUUGUCGUGGCGCUCUUCUUCCUGUACGCGGCGGAGCUGUGCGCGGAGGGGCGGCAGCGGGAGCUGGCGCGGUGGGUGGCGACGAGGAGGAUGACGACCACGGACCUGGAGGCGGCGGACCUGGACGGCGACCGGCGCGUCGGCAAGGCGGACUUCGUGCUGUACAAGCUCAAGGAGCUCGGGAAGAUUGGUCAGGAAGAGAUCGAGGAGUUCCUGGAGGAGUUCGACAGGCUCGACGCCGACCACUCCGGCACGCUGUCGCCUUAUGACCUCGCCGUCGCACAACCACCGGUCUGAUUAGCUUUUAGUGUCACCAGGGUACUGUAGUGAUUGUUCGGGUGAAAUUAUGUUUGUACGUAUAAAUGUUGGGUCUUGAAUUAUUUGUGUGCCUCUGUAGUUUAGCUAUUUCUCACGGCACCAAGAAAUAAGUCACCGAACCAUUAAAUUUGAA